Molecule: messenger RNA, 1679 nt
Organism: Anopheles funestus (African malaria mosquito)
Lineage: Eukaryota; Metazoa; Arthropoda; Insecta; Diptera; Culicidae
Gene: SdhB
Product: succinate dehydrogenase [ubiquinone] iron-sulfur subunit, mitochondrial
Exons: 4
Coding region: 206-1078 (290 amino acids)
Biological process (GO): respiratory electron transport chain; aerobic respiration; tricarboxylic acid cycle
Cellular component (GO): mitochondrial membrane
Molecular function (GO): electron transfer activity; 2 iron, 2 sulfur cluster binding
Source: RefSeq, a predicted model, not a curated record
CAAAAAAACGUUUCUUGAUUUGUUGCACUUUUUUUUGGCCUCUUAUUUCACAAAUUUGGGCAACACAAAUCUGCCAGGACCUUCGUGCCAGCCGAAAAUCGCGAUUUUGUCGCCCGUCGAAACAAAACAAUCUUCGAACGCUUCGAACCCCGCUCCGUGUGUGUUUUCUAGUGCGCGUUCGCGAAAAACCCCUGGCAGCUAAACGAUGGCCGUAAUUGCUGCGGAUCUCAAGUUUCUGCUAGCCUGCCGUGGCACGUUUGGCCAGAUCAGAAACAUUCACCUCGCGGCUGCCAAUAAUGCUGCAGCUAAGAAAGUUAAAAAGUUCCAGAUUUACCGCUGGAAUCCGGAUCAGCCCGAACAGAAACCGUACAAUCAGACGUAUGAGGUCGACCUGAGUGCUUGCGGGCCGAUGGUGCUAGAUGCGUUGAUUAAGAUCAAGAACGAGAUGGACCCAACGCUGACGUUCCGACGAUCGUGCCGUGAAGGCAUCUGCGGUUCCUGUGCCAUGAACAUCGGUGGCACCAAUACGCUGGCCUGUAUCAGCAAAAUCGAUGCAGACAACUUGGAUAAACCGACCAAGAUCUACCCUCUACCGCAUAUGUACGUGGUAAAGGAUUUGGUACCGGACAUGAACAACUUUUACAACCAAUACCGUUCGAUUCAGCCUUGGUUACAGCGCAAGAACGAAAGCUCCGAAAAGAAGGGUGAUGCCCAGUACCUUCAGUCGGUGGACGAUCGCGCCAAGCUGGACGGUCUGUAUGAAUGCAUUCUGUGUGCGUGUUGUUCCACGUCCUGUCCGUCCUACUGGUGGAACGGUGAUAAGUACCUUGGACCAGCGGUGCUGAUGCAGGCCUACCGUUGGAUUAUCGAUUCGCGUGACGAAAGCACUGCCGCCCGUUUGGACAAGCUAAAGGAUCCGUUCAGUGUGUACCGGUGCCAUACGAUCAUGAACUGCACCCGAACGUGUCCGAAGGGUUUGAAUCCGGGCAAAGCGAUUGCCGAAAUCAAGAAGCUACUGUCCGGUAUUGCUAAGAAGGACGCUCCCGGUCUGGAGACGGCUGCUCUGCAUAGCAAGUAAAGCAUACGGCACAGGCAAAGGACUUCCCAGUGCUAACGGUUUUAUUUGACGGCGCACAGACACACAAAAAAGAGAAUGGAUGUGGAUAAAAACUACAAGGAACUAGCGUAACGGUGUGUUGAUAGCAGAAAUGAAAGUAUUUCGAUACCAAAAAAAACAACAGCAAAAGCAACAAACUAGCAGCUUCAUCUUAAACAAAAUGUUAAAUUCAACAUUAAUCGGUUACUUAAACAAAACGACCACCGACAGCAACGGCAAGCAGCAGUAUUGCGUGUACAACAGCGCUCUCCUCUACUUGUCGGUGCAUAGAUCCUACGGUGCAAAAAUCAAACCAAAAACUACUCCUGCCCCUGUCGAACGGUUCGAUUUUAGAUUAAUUUGCAAUUAGCAAUGUAGUAGCUUUAGUUUUCGAUUCGAAAUGCAUUAUUGAGGCCCCCUCCUACACCCAGUCCUACUACCCAGGUGCGAUACCAUACGAACGCGCAAGACAUCAGAAAGAAGCAACGCGAAUAAUCUACAUCCACAUUUAUUUAUUUUCGUUCCGUAGCAAAUGGAUUUGUAAUUAUGAGGGAAUAAAGAUUAGAAGAUCUACCAAACAUUA